CCUCUUUGCAAUUACAGGUACACAGGAAAAGAAGAUACUGGAAUGGUAUUAGUUUCAAUAAACACUCUGUCUGGAUUUACUGCAAAUUCAGUGGAUCAAUCAAGCAACUCCUUAAUAAAGAGGUCAGAAGUGGAAAACGACAAAGUUGUUGUCUAUUUGGACUCUUUGCACAGCGACAGAGAAACUUGCUUCACUGUGGAAAUGGAACUUGAAACUAAGGUGGAGAAAAUGAAGUCCCAAGCUGCUGAAGUAGUCCUGUAUUAUCAACCAGACCAAAGAGCAGACACAACUUAUUCAAUAACAGAUGAAAUUACUGCAGGUGGUAACAUGCUGCAGUCUGUAUGCCUGGUGGUCAUGCUUCUUUCGACAGCCCUCUUUAAACUACUGAUCUAAGAUGAGAGAAAAAGGGUUGCAGCAG
Molecule: messenger RNA, 418 nt
Organism: Octopus bimaculoides (California two-spot octopus)
Lineage: Eukaryota; Metazoa; Mollusca; Cephalopoda; Octopoda; Octopodidae
Product: CD109 antigen
Cellular component (GO): extracellular region
Molecular function (GO): endopeptidase inhibitor activity
Source: RefSeq, a predicted model, not a curated record